This is a messenger RNA of Pomacea canaliculata, 2567 nucleotides long. RefSeq names its product mediator of RNA polymerase II transcription subunit 15-like. Lineage: Eukaryota; Metazoa; Mollusca; Gastropoda; Architaenioglossa; Ampullariidae. The transcript is spliced from 4 exons. The record is from RefSeq and is a predicted model, not a curated record. The coding region runs from base 1121 to 2536 and encodes 471 amino acids.
GAGCCGGCGCAGUCCGCGACCCAGCGCGGAGGGAAAAGGUGUGCGGCAGUUCACGCAACCGCGGGUGGGGCAGGUGAUCGAAACGAGUGAAGAAACAAGUCACGCGGUACCCGCCAUCUGGCCAGCCGCUGCUUCGCGGAGACUGCACUCUGGCUGGCUGGCUGGCCGGCCCUCCACAGCCGCUGAUGGAAGGAGGAUGGUAGGGAGCUCUGGUGUUGUAUGACGACUUGCCACUACUGCCACAACCACCAUCACCAUCAUCAUCGCCACAACAACAACAACGACCCCGGGACAGCAUCCCACGAGCGCAUGCGCCGGAAGUGACCUCCAAGGCCACCUGUCAGCAAGCGCUCGACACUGCGGCGUCGUGAGUUCUGUCGCUCGGCAAGCGCCACCUGACCUCACACCUGCUCUGCACCUCGUCGCGCCGCGGAAGUGUGAUCUCCUGCAGGUAAUACGGUCGGCUUGUAUUCUUGUUACAGAUGAAUAGCAGCUACACAUGUAUUGGAGCGUUUUAAAACUUCGCCGUCCUUCCACACUCCGCGCAGCAGUUACAGCCCGCCAUUUGCCAUGUCGUCACUGACCGCAAGCGACCAGGGGUCAAAGGACUCGGACCACGUAUACACAGCCUCGGGCUGCAGUCUUCUCAAGAUGCCUUAAGACAACAAACAAACUUUUCCGUCCGCUCAGCAGAAAAAGAAUUGAGAGCUGCAUCGUUUUCUUUUUCUUUUUUUCUUCUACCAGCUGUCGACGGAACUGGAAGGUGCAAAAUACUGCACAAAGAUUUCACCGGUACCUUCGUCUUGCCAGCAUGCUGUACUGUCUACACAAACAUGGCGCCUCGCGUUGUCGCGAGGGAAUGACAACAAAGUGCGUGGCAUGAGACAGCAAGACUUUCUCUCUACCCCCCUCGUCAAGGGAGGUUCAAAGCCCUAUUCCAGCAUCUGUUUGUGACUCGGCAUACCCUGGAUGUGAGGGUUCUCGGUGUAUACUGACCCCGAGAGUUGGGGACGGAAAAGCACUGGCGGAAGUACUUUGUGACCCCGCAUGACCUCUCAGCACGACAAGCAAGACUUCACGUGACUGUGACGACAAGCAGGUGGGUCUGGUGGACUUCAAGAUGGCCGCGGAGAUGGCGGCGCGGGUGGCAUGGCGGAGUUACCACGACUGGGUCUUGCCCAAGAACGCGGUGGUAGCCAUCUUGGCGGGGGCGCUGCUGUUCCUGUUCCUGGGACUGCUCUUGCUGGCCAUCGGAGGUGGACUGGGCGUGGUGGGGCUCAUCGCCGCGGGAGCUGUGCUGGCGGGUCUGGGUGGAUGUGGCCUGAUGGUUUGCCUCCUGCUGUGUCUCCACGCCUACUUCGUCUUCAAUGUGCAGGACGAGGCUGUGCAGACCUCGGACAUUCCCUGGUCUGAUAACAUCACGACGGAGGAGAGUCCCUGCUACGCCGUUAUCAACAAGCCAUCGGCACUCAAGUCAUCCGACGGGACUCUGCGGCGAAACGGCGGCGGUGGGGUCAAGAAGGUGACCAUGGCCCCGGAUGUGGCCCUCGAUGCGGACAGGGCUCCGGCCUUGCCCCCGCCGGCGGAGAUAGGGGGAGUAGCGGAGAUGGUUCCGGCCUCCCCGUCGACCCCUGGCUACAAGACCAUUGGUCAGUACUCGGGGGUUGAGGCCACCCCUUUCUCGUCUGCUUUGUCUUACGACCAGCGAAGCUAUGCCCAGCAGCAGGCGUUCCAACCACACGCCAUGACGCAGCAACAGCAACAUCAAUACCAACGACAGCAGCUGCAGCUGCAGCAGCAGCAGCAGCAGCAGCAGCAACUUCUCCGUGCCGGAACAACCGAUCUGGACAUCCAGCAACAACGCCAGCAACUGGAGUACCAUCGUCAACAUUUGCUUCUGCAGCAGCAACAACAGGAACAGCAGCAGCAGCAGCAGCAGCAGCAGCAGAGACUGCAAGCUCAGCAGCGCUUCAGGAUGCAGGAUCAGUUUGCCGCCCCCCAGCAGGCGCAGCAGGUGACCUACGCCCAGGUGCAACACAUCCCCAUCAGAAUGCAGCAACUGCAGCCCACGCCGCCUCCUUCGGCUCAGUCGCAACAGUCGUCUUCCAUCGUUUCCAACUUCAGUGGCAGCACUGCCGUUGGGGGCGGAGAAGGAUUGAGCGACAGGGGAAGCAACUUGUCUGUUCAGCAGGCUGCCUCUACUUCCACCUCGUCACACAGCUACAAGAUCCACACGCAAGGCCUGCAGUACCAGAGUGGUCGGCCCUACCUUCAAGAGGACGACGACUACGACAACCCUGCCGUAGAGCGCAGCCCCAUGCUGACGUCGACUGUCACUUCCGCUGGUCCAGCGGCGAAGAGUAAAAAGAGUUUCUUCGGAGUUAGCAGGGCCCAACCGGAACCGGAUAUUCCCGAGCCUUCUCCCCUCGUGCAUCCUUCCGCCCGCCGCCCCAUGACGUUCGAGCAGCAGUCGUCGUCCAAGAUGAGCAUUUAUGACAAUGUCUUGUUUCCGUACGCAGAAAACGACGGCGAAUGAGCAUUUAUGACGGUGUCGUGUUUCCGUACGU